Molecule: messenger RNA, 8257 nt
Organism: Lagopus muta (rock ptarmigan)
Lineage: Eukaryota; Metazoa; Chordata; Aves; Galliformes; Phasianidae
Gene: SYNJ2
Product: synaptojanin 2
Exons: 27
Coding region: 108-4625 (1505 amino acids)
Biological process (GO): phosphatidylinositol dephosphorylation; synaptic vesicle endocytosis; brain development
Cellular component (GO): perinuclear region of cytoplasm; presynapse
Molecular function (GO): RNA binding; phosphatidylinositol-4,5-bisphosphate 5-phosphatase activity
Source: RefSeq, a predicted model, not a curated record
GAGCGUGGGUGGGAAGAGAAACGGGGCGAGUGGAAGGGCGCUGCCCAGCCGCGGGCCGCCAACUCCGUCGGAGACCCGCGGCACCCGUGCUGUGAGCGGCGGCUGCCAUGGCUCUGAGCAAAGGGCUGCGGCUGCUGUGGAAGCAGGAGCCGGGGCCGAGCGCUCUGCUGGAGGCGCGGGGCCGCCAGGACUGCUUGCUGCUGGAGGCCGGCACCAUGGCGGCGCUCACUCCAGAAGAAAAGGAUGCAAUUAAAGGACAAUAUGAAAAACUCAUGGAUGCUUAUGGCUGCUUAGGAGAGCUUCAGCUUAAAUCUGGUAACGCUCGGCUGCACUUUCUGGUCCUGGUGACGGGCUGUACGUCGGUGGGAAAAAUCCUGGACGCUGAAGUUUACAAAAUUACUGCAACAGAUUUCUGUCCUCUCCAGGAAGAAACAAAGGAAGAGGAGCGUGUAACUGCCUUGAGGAAAAUACUGAACUCUGGGAUGUUCUAUUUCUCCUGGCCUAAUGCAGGCUCAAACUUUGACCUGACUGUGCGAGCUCAGAAGCAGGGUGAUAACCUCUAUGAAUCCGGUAACUGGUUCUUCUGGAACCAGCUAUUGCAUGUUCCCUUCAAACACUACCAGGUGAACUGUUCAGACUGGUUGCUGAAAGUGAUCUGUGGUGUAGUGGAUAUUCGCACUGUUUACGCUUCCCACAAGAAGGCAAAAGCCUGCCUUAUCUCUCGGAUCAGCUGUGAGCGAGCUGCUGCUGCCCGGUUUCACAUUCGAGGGGUCAAUGAUGAUGGACAUGUGUCUAACUUUGUUGAGACAGAGCAGACAAUUUACUUGGACGACGAUGUCUCUUCCUUUGUGCAGAUCAGAGGUUCUGUUCCGCUGUUUUGGGAGCAACCGGGGCUUCAGGUGGGUUCCUAUCAUCUAAGGCUUAACAGAGGUCUAGAAGCUAAUGCUCCUGCUUUUGAUAGGCAUAUGAUGCUUCUGAAGGAGCAGUAUGGAAAACAAGUGAUUGUUAACUUGUUGGGAAGCAGAGGAGGAGAGGAGGUGCUCAAUAGAGCUUUCAAGAAACUGCUAUGGGCCUCUUCCCAUGCAGCAGACACUCCGAUGAUAAACUUUGACUACCACCAAUUUGCAAAAGGUGGGAAAACUGAAAAACUGGAAAAUUUACUGAGACCUCAACUGAAAUUGCACUGGGAAGACUUUGGCGUCUUUGCAAAGGGCGAGAAUGUAAGUCCAUGCCUGCAGACAGGUACUUUUCGAAUGAAUUGUUUGGACUGCCUGGAUCGUACUAACAGCGUACAGUCCUUCGUUGCGCUGGAGAUUCUGCUUACACAAUUGGAGAUCCUUGGGUUGAAUUCUAGAUCUAUAGUUGAGCGCUUUGUGGAAUCAUACAAAGCAAUGUGGACUCUCAAUGGUCACAAUCUGAGCAAAGUGUUUACUGGCAGCCGUGCCCUUGAAGGAAAACACAAGGUUGGGAAGCUCAAGGAUGGAGCCCGCUCUGUCUCUCGUACCAUUCAGUCAAAUUUUUUUGAUGCAGUAAAGCAGGAAGCCAUCAAGCUGCUUCUCAUGGGUGACUUCUUCAGUGAGGAAUAUGCAGACAAGGGCAAGAUGCUCAUGGAUCACACUGCACUGCUGGUAACUCCAAGUAUUCUGAAGGCCAUGUCGGAGCGUCAGUUUGAAUUCACAAGCUUCAAGCGUGUUCGUGUUGCCAUGGGGACCUGGAACGUGAAUGGAGGGAAGCAGUUUCGAAGCAACAUCCUUGGUACCAGUGAGCUGACAGACUGGCUGCUGGAUUCUCCAAAGCUCUCUGGAGUUUCUGAAUUUCAGGAUGAUGAGAAUUGCCCUCCUGACAUAUUUGCAGUGGGAUUUGAAGAGAUGGUUGAAUUAAGUGCUGGGAACAUUGUAAAUGCCAGUACAACAAAUAGAAAGAUGUGGGGAGAACAGCUUCAAAAGGCUAUUUCCAGGACUCAUCGCUACAUUCAGCUGACAUCAGCGCAGCUUGUUGGUGUUUGUCUUUUCAUCUUUGUUCGACCCUAUCACGUCCCCUUCAUCAGGGAUGUGGCAAUAGACACUGUGAAGACAGGAAUGGGAGGAAAGACUGGAAAUAAAGGGGCAGUGAGCAUCCGUUUCCAGUUCUACAGUACUAGUUUCUGCUUUAUAUGCAGUCACUUAACUGCUGGGCAGACUCAGGUGAAGGAGAGGAAUGAAGACUAUAAAGAAAUAACACAGAAACUCAGCUUCCCAAUGGGACGGAAUGUGUUCUCUCAUGACUAUGUCUUCUGGUGUGGCGAUUUUAACUAUCGCCUUGAUCUAACAUAUGAGGAAGUCUUUUAUUUUCUCAAACGUCAAGAUUGGAAAACGCUGAUGGAAUUUGAUCAACUACAACAGCAAAAAUCCAGUGGAAAAAUUUUUAAAGACUUCCACGAAGGGACUAUUAAUUUUGGACCAACAUAUAAAUAUGACGUUGGGUCGGAGGCUUACGAUACAAGUGACAAGUGCAGAACCCCGGCUUGGACUGACCGAGUUCUUUGGUGGAGAAAGAAAUUGCCCUUUGAAAAAACAGCUGGAGAGAUUAAUCUUCUAGACAGUGAUCUGAGUGCAGAAACUAAAGUCAGACACACCUGGACCCCUGGAGCCUUGAUGUACUACGGGAGAGCUGAGCUACAGGCAUCUGACCACAGGCCUGUGUUAGCUAUUGUAGAAGUGGAAGUCCAGGAAGUCAAUGAAGGAGCUCGUGAGAGUGUUUUCCAGGAAGUGUCAUCUUUCCAGGGACCACUGGAUGCCACAGUAGUGGUAAAUCUGCUAUCACCAGUGCCAGAAGAGAAAAAUGAUUUUCCUGAGGACCUGCGUACAGAGCUUAUGCAGAUGUUUGAGGAUUAUGGCACUGUUGUUCUGGUCAGGAUCAGCGGAGGCCAAAUGCUGGUAACAUUUGCAGACAGCAAGUCAGCACUUCGUGUUAUGGAUAUAGAUGGUAUCAAAGUCAGAGGCAGGACAGUGAAGAUCCGUCCCAAAACUAAGGACUGGCUGAAGGGACUUCAGGAGGAAAUAGCUCGGAAACGGGACAGUGUUGUCCCCAUGUCCCCCACUGCAAAUUCCUGUCUUUUGGAAGAAAAUUUUGACUUCUCGAGUUUGGACUAUGAUUCAGAAGGUGAUAUAGUGGAGGAUGAAGAUGAGUAUUUAGAUGAUGCUUUGUGUCAACACCUGGAAGCAGACGCAGCAGAAUAUUUGCCUGAUGGUUCUGGACACCUUUCAUCCACAGCUCUUUCAACCAAAUCUGGACAAAACUCACGGCUGUAUAAAGAUGAUGCAGACCUGGUUGAUUUGAAGCUGGACCUGGAGGCAAACGGGGAGCAUCACCGCAGGUCUCCAAGCAGGUCUCUGUCUGUUCCUAAUAGGCCUCGCCCACUCCAGCCCCCCCAGAGGCCUCCUCCUCCUGCUGGAACAUCAGGCAAAAAGUCUUCCUCAGACGGUUCCCUCUCUUCAGGAAGCCACUCCACCUGCUCCAUCCUGGCCACAGCAAAGCUACUGCCUGGAGCCCCUCAGCAGCCGCCUAAAGUUCGUACUGGAAUAAGUAAACCUUACAAUGUCAAGCAAAUCAAAACCACCACUGCUGAGGAAGCAGAAGAAGCUAUCAGAUGUCUUAUGGAAGCUAAAGGAGGAUUACAGGAAGAUGCACUGAAGCCUGCUCCAACUCGAAACCAAACGUUCACCAAACCUGAGCCUGUUCCCAGCAUCACAAAGUCCCUGUCCUUUCAGGGCCCACAGGCAGGACCAGCACUUGUGCCCCAUCGGCCUCCACCCAAAGUUCCAACUACGAAGAAGCCAGUACCCCUGCAAAGGGCUGGAGCCAAGAUGGAAAAUGCCACAUCUAGAGAAGAGCGAUUUGACCAGCAGACAAUACAGAAUCCCUUUGGCUUGCCAGAGCCCUGUCUAGAAGAUGCAGCUAUUCUCAGUCCGACCAAGAUUACUCCAGUCCCUAAGCCUAGAACAUCACAACCUGGGAAGCCUCAGGAGAGCAGGGGGAGCAGUGACAAGCGGCCCAACUCCCCAAGCACAGCUGAGGCCAACACACCGCCUCCCCAGAACGCUUCCUUCAUCCCAAAGGUGCCACCACGAAGAAAAAAGUCAGCUCCUGCAGCUCUUCAUCUGCAAGUUCUCCAGAGCAGCGACAACUCACUUCUUAGAGAGUUAAUGUUCAACUCCAACAACAACAAUCCUGGCUGCCCCCAGCCUCAGGACUCUGUCCUUCAGGUUGCCUCCACGUGCUCUGCCCUCUCAGUUCCUACACUCGCUGCCAGCCAAGGAAAUAACACAGUCCCACAGCUGGCACCCAGUACAGAAUUGAUUACUGUAGCAGAAGGCCAGCCUCCGCUGCUCUCGGAUAGCAGCUCCCUUGCAAAGAACACUAAUCUCUUGGACUUGGACACAGAUUCUUCCUGCCAUCUUUCCAGCCAGGUGCCGUCAGCAGUUUCUGCAGCACACAGUCCAGAAAACUUGAAACUCCCCAGUCACUGGGUGACAUUCAGUGAUGAUGAAGACAGUGGUGCACUGUCAGAAGGGUUCAACAAACUGCUUGACCUAGAACAAAACAAAAACAGCUUGGAGAAUACAAAUAAUAAUUUAGAAUUGUAGAACUCAUCCCCUCGAUGUUCCUGUAGAAGUACUAGUAAGAAUGCAAAAGUUUGCAUAAAGGUUUUUAUUUAAGGAGAUACAUCAUCUGUCCAUGCUACAUUUCAUUUUCAUUUUGUUUAAAGACAAAGAAACUGCCCCUGGAGGGAGGUGUACAGAAUAUAUACAACCUAAUGUUAUCCAGUUUGUUUGAGAAGUUCUUUAUUCUAAGUUAUUUCUUUUUAUUAAUCCACCCGAAGAUAUUUUAUUUCAGUUAGAAAUCAUAUGCAAGAACAUGUAUGGGGGAAAAAAAAGGUUAAUAAAAACAUUUUCAUUUGACAUGUAUAUAUUAACCUAUUUCUGUCACCUAAAAUAAAGUAGCCUUACCUUGAAUAGACUGCUAUAGUUAUUCUGGAACAGAUAUCCCCAGGAGGAACACAUAUCAGUGUAACUACAGCAGUAAUGCUGGUAUUAUUCUGCCAGUAAGUUUCCACCGUGGAAACAAGGCUUAGGCAUUAUCUGCAUAGAGAUAGCUGCAGUCCUGGCAGACCACAGUGCUUUCCUUGUUAAACUCAUUCUGCAUAGAAAGUAAAAUACAAGGUGUGGUUUCUGAGGCUGGGAAGCAGAAGCAUGAGCAGUGUUGCCUGAACAGCAGCAAGAAGGACCUGGUUUUGCUCCAGCUCAGGACAAUGACUGCUCCACUCCCCCCAUAUCAGAACAGGUCUCUUCUAAGUGCAGUUCUUUUAAUGGCUUAAGAACACGCCUCAGCUAUUCUGAAAUUAUCUGCUAGCCUGUCAAAAUAUUGCUCUGCCUGUAGGGAGACUAAUGGCACCUUUUGUAGUUUUCUUCCACUUUUCCAAAACACCAUCCUGGUCUUUGUUCUCAGCAAGCCUACCCUAAACAACACACGUACUUUCCACUAAAAUAGCAUAUGGACAAGGACAGUUCUUUUGGAACAUGCUGCUCUUGGAGCCUAACAACUUUAUUCCAGUGCAACUCAGGCUGUCAGACCCUGAAGCUAAGCCACAAGAUACACAACUGGGGAUAGCAGAAUCAUCCUCUAGAGAUUAAGGCUCUCUCACAGCCCAAUAGGGAGCUCAGCUUGGAGCUACCUGGUGUGCUUCUAGGGAUAGGAUGCAGGCAGCUGCAUCAAAGACUAGAGAAUUCUAAGAAGCAUGCAUAAGCCUGCUGUUUAGGUGCACUAUGCAUCUACACAGGGAGUGCCCUAGGAGGCAGUCUCAGCACACACUGUGAGGCUGUACACAAUAAUCUGUUCAGUGUGGGUUCUUGCAAGCAAAAGGUUUAAAAGAGAAGAAGAUCAUGUUUUGUGGUUCAGAACAUGAUAAUCUAGCAGGGGAAGCAUCACCCCAGUUACAACUUCAGAAACUCCAAGCAAGCAUUCCUAUGUGCCUGCUCUGCUCCUCCCUGGCAUUUUCCAUCAGUCUGCUGGGCCCAUGUUUCAGGUGAGUUUAUCUGUCACUUACUCUGGUGAGCUCAUGCAGUGGUGCUGCUCAGCUCAGAGCAGGCAUGAGCUUCUUCAUGGAGCCAUUACUCGUUUAUCAGCAAGCCAGCAGUCAACGCUUCUCAGAAGGCCAUGAUUUCAGUGAGGAUAUCCAUGCUGCAACUGCACAGGAUCUCACCUGCCCCGAGCAGUACCGCUGUGCAGCACAGAUGCCAUUUGUUUGUCAUCUUGUCACAGUAACUUGUUGAUUUAAUAACAAAAGAUCUUAACUAUUUAUUUUUCCUUCUUCCUACAGGAAGAUUUUCUGACUGACUUGUUCUCAGCUGCUUGGAAACUGCAAUUCAGCAGCCUUCUGACUUCACUGCCACGUGUUCUGUGCCUCGCUGCCACGAGCACAAGAGUGCACACAAGGCACCCGGUAAGAGGCUCCUGCCUUUCUCUGUGCACCCUCCUCCUCUGCUCCCUCAUUUGCCAGACACUUCAAAACAAAAAAAUCCCAAAAAACUCAAAAGACAAAUGCAUGAAACCUUGAGUUGAGCUUCUUGUAGAAGUGUCAGGUUGGUGAAGCAGGAAGAAGCAGCUGGUCCGUUCCUCACACAGAGUCUCAGACUCCUCAAAAAUACAGCGAUUAUUUAUGGACACAUAUCAGUACAAAACAUCAAGAGCAGUAAAAAAGAAAGUACGUUAUAUGGCCAUAUCCACCUGCAAAGAUAAUUAACAGCUCUAGGACAGCUAAUUUAAAUGGUAAUGAAAGUAAGUGGUAGCAAGAACGCCCAUUAAAGUAGAUUUAUACAAGUCAAAUAAAGCCUACUUUAUUACUCUCUCUGAACACAAGUAUGUGGCCUCUAGCAUUCUAAGUGAUGGCUGCAUCUGUGGCAAGCUGCCCAUUAAAAGAGUCCCUGUAGCUAACUGGUUGGUGCUGUCAGCAACAGCACAUCCCUGUCAGUCACAGCACCUCAGCAGAAAGAAAGAAACAUCCCAGCUGAAACAGCAGCAGCACAGAGGGAGCAACGUGCUGCCUUGAGAUGUUAUCCUUCCUGCCUGUGCCCAGUGCCAAGUGCUUUUCAGAGGCAGGUGUUCAUGACCUGCAUUCUAGUUUUAAUGGUCAGGACAAACUAAGCAGGGCCAGACUCCCUCUGCAUUUGUGAAACCAUCACAGAACACUGCAGGAGGUGAGGAUUCUUCCCUCUAAUCCUCGCCUAAGCCUGCCCUCCCCACAAGAUGAGCAGAGGAACCCAACGUUGUAACUAUCUUCUCUUUUUUACUAUUGAGAGAUGUUUUCUUCAGCCUCCUGCUCACACCACACUACACCAGUGCUAUUUCCACCAGGGUAGCAAUGGCAUGUAUUUCACAACUUUCCUUCAGGAAAAACAGAAAAAAACCAAUGUAUUUAACCAGUAGCCUGCCUGGAAGGCUGUUUGAUUUCUCCUUUUAGCCUCAUGAGCUUUUUAGGCAGAACAUAACUGAAAGAUAAAGAGAACCAAAAAACCUAAAAUAUUUACUGGAAUUUUCACUCAGAAAAUUGUCUAAAACUGAUAGUUUAACUGGAGUGAAAACUUCUCCUUUCCUGGCCAGCUAUAUUGCCCAGCACCACAGAACACAAACCACAGAGAAAAGAAACCCUCCUUGCACAAGUGUGAAAACAGCAAUCAGAACUUGAUUACUACCAGAAAAAUUACUACUAGAUAAAUAUCACUACUAGAGUGCUGGAUAGUCCCAAGAGCAAAGACUGACCCACUCCUUAUGAACACUCCCUUCCCAUCUUACCACUUGCGUCCCACCGUGCAGAUGAACUACCAGCAUUCACAGCCCUGGCCACAUCUGCUGCUGGGUUUCCAGCUGGGAUGGGAUUAAGGGCACAGUUUGAAUCCUAUGAAUUUAUACAAAAACACUCUUUGGAAUUAACGUGACGCUAGGGAAGCGUAAGAACUUAAAUUUCUAAUGGGAAGCAGACAAGAAUGCCAGAUGCCACCCCAUUUGCCCUCUGGGUCUAGAACCAAUGUCUCUAUAUGGCUGAAGCAGCCCUUUUGCAAAACCUAGAAGCACAACCAAAAAAAUUCCCCAGUCUGGCAAAACCACAAUGACCAGCUGUGACCCCACUUCUAUGCCUUCUACCUUAGAUGAAGGAUAAACAUUACAUUCUUCCAGCAGACCAUCUCUAAGGAACAGGUCUUCAAUAAAUAUAAGCAUGAAC